Microthlaspi erraticum is the source of this 447-nucleotide messenger RNA. Lineage: Eukaryota; Viridiplantae; Streptophyta; Magnoliopsida; Brassicales; Brassicaceae. The record is from the annotation of a GenBank genome assembly.
AUGCAAUUUGGACGAACAGUUAAGGAGAUAGCACGUUUUACAGCCGCCCGAACGCGCUCGGCUGGACAGGAAACUUGUUGGCUUCGCUCGGGCAUCACCAGGACCGACCCUCACGACCACAGCGUUCGACCCGGGAAGCAUUGGCCCGCGGUCGACCAAGAUUUACCACAUGUCCCAUGCAGCCGACCGAGCGCAUCCAUCGAUCCGGGAAGCAAUGAACCGCGCUCGACCCAUUCCUCGACAUGCAAUCAAAGCAUCCGGCCGAACGUACCGGUCGACCAGGAAGGCAAAGGACCACGGUCGACCCAGAUCAUCACCUCACGACCAAGACCAUCACAUCACGGCCGACCCCGACGGCCGACCACAUCCCUUACACUGUCGACCCGAUCUCUGCGAACAAGAAGCCCCCUUAUGCAGUUUCGACUUUUCUCAGUCCGUUUAACCUGA